This is a messenger RNA of Mytilus trossulus (common blue mussel), 1467 nucleotides long. Its product is annotated as sulfiredoxin-1-like. Gene Ontology annotation, biological process: cellular response to oxidative stress. The transcript has 2 exons. The record is from RefSeq and is a predicted model, not a curated record. Gene Ontology annotation, cellular component: cytoplasm. Gene Ontology annotation, molecular function: sulfiredoxin activity. Bases 59 to 586 code for a protein of 175 amino acids. NCBI's taxonomy places the organism in Eukaryota, Metazoa, Mollusca, Bivalvia, Mytilida, Mytilidae.
GCCCAUUUAAACUGUUUACAUCAGCCGUGCACGUGUUGAAAUGUCAGAAUAUAUUUAAAUGAUUACCAAGUUUCCACUAACAGUGUAUAAGCCUAUCGUUUUAUCUUAUCUGGUAUUUUUCUGGUUGAAUUAUUUACCGACCAUAACAGCUGAAGUAUUAUAUACACCAUUUAAUUUGGCCGCAACAGUUUAUCCGGUAUCACUGAAACUUUUAGAUACUUGUUCUGUCAGUGACAUGUCAACACCAAGCACAUACAAUGACGUAACAGUGCAUGCAGCUCAUAUUGAGGAAGUUCACAAUGUACCAUUAAAUGUUAUCAUCCGGCCAAUACCCUCCAUCUUAGAAGAGGAGAAGGUUGACUCUCUUAUGUUAACAAUACAGGAGAAUGAAGAGAAAGUUCCACCAAUCGACGUUCUUUGGAUAGAGGGAAGAAACGGAGAAAAUUAUUUUUAUUCUUUUGGAGGGUGCCAUAGAUUUGAGGCAUACAAGAGACUUCAGAAACAAACAAUUCAUUGUAAGUUGUUCAGGUCAACUAUAACUGACCUUCGAACAUAUCUCGGAGGAUCUACUCCCGAUCUGUUAUAGUAAUUGGGACGUAUUUUGGAUGAUCUUCUCCACUGAAAUCUCUCAUAUUAUGAGUAACUUAUUAUUUAUUUCAGUUGGAUGUAUUUUGAUCUGUGAUAUUCAAUGUAUUAAAUAAUAUUUAUGUAUGUUUUUAUAACAUUUGUUUGUUAUCUAUGUUUGUUAGGGAACCAUACGUUCAAGGGGCAUUAUUGUUAUAAUAACAAUUUAUAUACACGAAACUUGAAUGGAAUUGAAAUUGACAUUACAUUUGUAAAUGCUACUAUUACAAAGACCGGCGCGAGUUAAGACAAACCGUCAAUGAAUCAAUUUAAUGGACAAUAAAAUUACCAGCCAUCAACAUCAUUUAGCCUUUUCAAUAGUCAUCUGGCGCGAAAAGGACGAUAACUCAAUUUUAUAAUUUAAUAUUUUUGGAGACGGUCAAUUUCCGGAAUUCCAUGCUUGAUCAUCAUGAUUUUUUCGUUGGUCGUUGACGACAUAACUAUUGCUGUAUUCUUUGUCAAUAAGGUAUAUUUAACAAGGCAGAAUUAUCAAUGUAUUACCGUGGUAUCAAUAUAUGUUAGAAAUGUUAGAUACCUGAAUUAUUUGUAAUUUUGUAAAAUAUCACUUAUCGGCAUCUCCGGGCGGCAAACCAGAUUAAUUUCCUGAUGAUCUUUACUACAGAAUUCUGAUUGUUAUUAGUUGCUACAUAUUACCGUUUUUUGUAAAUCGAUGUUUGUUUACAUUAUCAACAAAUGUGAGUAACUCUCUAGUGAUAUAAAUUGUUCCAAACCAUUAUUUGUUUCUGGUACAUGACACUAUUCAGUACAUAUUUGUUAAAUUGAAUAGAUAUUACUGUUUUGAAUUCAUUUUUUAAAGAGAUUUAUUUAUGUUCUAAAAUUAAA